AUGGCGAUAGAGAGCCACUCUCUGGAUUCCAGCUGUCAGUCGAACCCACCCAUGAACGUCCUUCAGGAACUGCCAAGCUACCGGUCCAUCGCGCGGAGAAGGAGCACCGUCACUAACAGAGACAAGCCGAGGGGCGCGCUGCUGAAGCCCACGGACUCUAACCAUGCCACCCUCGAGGGAGAGGUCACUGAGCACCUCAGCAGCCAGUCCAUUCGGAAGUAUGCCCUGAACAUCUCUGAGAAGCGGAGGCUAAGGGACAUUCAAGAGACCCAACUGAAGUACUUAUCAGAGUGGGACCAGUGGAAACAGUACAGCAGCAGGUCCUGGAAGAGGUUUUUGGAGAAAGUCCAUGAGAUCACAGCCCACCUGGAGCUCUGGCAGGAAGACAUCCGCAGCAUUGAAGGGAAGUUUGGCACUGGGAUCCAGUCCUAUUUCUCCUUCCUGCGGUUCCUGGUGUUUCUGAAUUUGGUGAUCUUUCUCAUCAUCUUUCUGCUGGUUUUGCUCCCGUUCUUGCUCACCAAAUACAAGAUCACCAACAGCACUUUUAUCUUCAUUCCAUCCAGAACUGUGGAUAUACAGUGUAGAAUAUAUCCAGUUAGCAGGUCUGGCCUCAUUUACUUCUACAGUUAUAUCAUAGACUUGCUUUCUGGCACUGGUUUUUUGGAGGAUACCUGCCUAUUUUACGGACAUUACACGAUUGAUGGGAUACAAUUCCAGAACUUCACCUACGGUCUGCCUCUGGCUUAUUUGGUAAGCACUGUUGCUUACCUGGCCCUGAGUCUUCUGUGGAUAGUAAAAAGUUCUGUGGAAGGGUUCAAAGUCAACCUGGUUCGGAGUGAGGAGCACUUCCAGAGUUAUUGCAACAAAAUCUUUGCCGGCUGGGACUUCUGCAUCACCAACCAAAGCAUGGCAGACCUGAAGCACAGCAGCUUGCAGUACGAGCUCCGAGCAGACCUGGAGGAAGAGCGAAUACGGCAGAAGAUAGCAGAAAGGACCUCAGAAGAAACGAUACGGUUUUACUCUUUACGACUGUUUUUGAACGGCAUUGUCCUGGCUGUUUUAGCAGGCUGCUUUUAUUCAAUCUAUAAAGCAACUGUAUUUUCCCAAGAACACAAGAAAAAAGAGAUUAGAAUGAUGGUUUUGGGAGAGAACCUUCUUAUCCAGUAUCUGCCAUCUAUUGUGAUCACGCUGGCCAAUUGUAGCACCCAGGUGAUCUUUGCCAAGAUCAUCCACUAUGAGGAUUAUUCCCCAGGCUUUGAGGUCCGGCUGACAAUCCUUAGGUGUGUCUUCAUGCGCCUGGCUACCAUCUGCGUGCUGGUCUUCACCCUGGGCACCAAGAUUACGUCCUGUGAUAACCCCUCAUGCGACCUCUGCGGCUACAACCAGAAGCUCUACCCGUGUUGGGAGACCCAAGUUGGACAGGAAAUGUACAAGCUGAUGAUCUUCGACCUCAUCAUCAUCUUGCUUGUGACCGUGUUUUGGGAUUUUCCUAGAAAACUCCUGGUAACCUACUGUUCCUCCUGGAAGAUGAUUAAGUACUGGGGGCAUCAGGAAUUUUCCAUUCCUGAAAAUGUUCUGAGCAUCGUUUAUGGGCAGACCAUUUGCUGGAUUGGAGCCUUCUUCUCCCCUCUUAUUCCUGCAAUUGCAGUGGUAAAAUACGUCAUCAUCUUUUAUGUGAAAAAGGCGUGCCUUAUUUACACCUGCAGACCCUCUCCGAGGCAGUUCCGCGCUUCUAAUUCCAAUUUCUUCUUCCUGUUGGUGUUGUUGAUUGGGCUGUGUUUAGCCAUCAUAACUCUGACCAUCAGCAUGGCACGCAUCCCUUCCUCCAAGGCCUGUGGGCCAUUCACCAACUUCAACACUACCUGGGAGAUCAUUCCCAAGACGGUGAGCACCUUCCCCAGCCUGCUCCAGUCCCUGAUCCAUGGGCUCACCUCGGAGGCCUUCGCGGUACCCUUCUUCAUGAUCAUCUGCCUCAUCAUGUUUUACUUCAUCGCCCUGGCGGGAGCACACAAACAGGUGGUCAACCAGCUCCGCGAGCAGCUAAUGCUGGAAAGCCGUGAUAAGCAUUACCUAAUCCAGAAGCUAACAGAAGCGCAAAAGGAUGUGAGGAGCAGACUAGACUGA
Elephantulus edwardii (Cape elephant shrew) is the source of this 2124-nucleotide messenger RNA. It is a transcript of the gene TMC7, whose product is annotated as transmembrane channel-like 7. The transcript has 16 exons. Lineage: Eukaryota; Metazoa; Chordata; Mammalia; Macroscelidea; Macroscelididae. The record is from RefSeq and is a predicted model, not a curated record. Gene Ontology annotation, cellular component: plasma membrane. Gene Ontology annotation, molecular function: mechanosensitive monoatomic ion channel activity. The coding region runs from base 1 to 2124 and encodes 707 amino acids.